This is a messenger RNA of Lymnaea stagnalis (great pond snail), 8561 nucleotides long. The record is from the annotation of a GenBank genome assembly. NCBI's taxonomy places the organism in Eukaryota, Metazoa, Mollusca, Gastropoda, Lymnaeidae.
GUCGGAAGCAGGAGAAUGGUGGCUGGACAUGGGUGACAUGGUUUCUGGCCAGUCCAUCAUACGUAAGAUUGUUGUCAGCAACACAGGAGUGAGGUCAUGUUUCAUUAAAGCUGCUCUGACGGGUAUUUGAAUUGGUUUAUUAACUGUCUUUCGUUUAUUUGUUAAAAUGGUGCACUAAAGCUCUUUUAGUUAAUUUAUAUAUAUAUGAAUGAGGGAGUCAAACAGGCAGAAGAUGUGCAAAACAAAGCCCGUGCAACAAAAAGAGCAUUAUAGAAUGCCAAGGUUAACCAGAAGUCAAGGUUCUCCGGUGAGAAGCGCAGCCGAGAUAGCCAUUCCAGGGUCGGUUUCAUAAGCCAUUUGAGGUGUGAAUUAGCUACUCCAUCAUCACACAAAGACAAAAUGAUGCUAAUGGCUUUUUUAAGUAUGGCAUUUUCUAAAUAAAAGCAUCUCAUAAUAGAAUGAACUUCUCAUGUGCUAUUUUAAAGAAAAUGAAGAAUGUUCAAAACGCUACAACAACAAUAAUUUUCUGGUACUUGUAGUUUAUACUUAACAUGUGCACAGAUACCAAAUCUAAAGUCAGAUUUUGUGUAGUCCAUCAAGAUUUUAAGUUAUGCAGCUUCAUGUGAAAAUUAAAUUGUGUAUUAUGCCAAUAAAUUACAGAACUGGAAUUUGCCUAUAAUUGUGACUAUACUCAGCGUGAGUAUUCAGAACAAAAAUGUGAAAAACAAAGUACUAUUCUUUUAAAACUUGAAAUUAAAAUUUAACCUAUUUCCAAUAAAGAAAUUUUAUGUUUGCAUAAAUUUAAAAAGAAAAAAAAAGUAAAUAGAAAGUCUUAAUAAAAAUCGUUCAGAAAUCUAUUUUAAAAUUUUGCAGUACCACACAAUUUAAGAGGACAAAAAAAUAUUGUCAUGUUUUUAAAUCUAAUGUGAAUAAAAGUUUCUUUCUCCAAUGAAAGCACACUUUACAAAAUUUAGUCUCCAGCUUAACUAUAUAAGAGUUCAAAAUCGCUUUAGGCACUUCCUCUUGCGUUUGUGAGUGGCUGCUGUUGCCUGCUGCAGAAACCAGCUGUAAGCACCCCUUGUGUAUGAAUAGCAGUGGCCUUGAUACCGUGUUUCCAAGGUGAGGAAAUCUCUCUCCAUGCUCAUCGCUUUCAUCAACCAAGUUUGAUGGUAAAAAUUCCAGAUGUGAAUGUAAGAAUUGCAUUUUAGGGACGUCAGGCAACCAAGUUGUUUGUGGCUGUGAGCAUGCUGCUAACCAGUUCAGCAUAAUUCUGGAGAUUCAAAAGAAAGUUUUGUACCACUUAUGUACAUGCACCAGAAGCAGCAAGUUCAAGUGGGCUCAUCUUGCUUUUAAAUACAGUAUUUUUCAUCGUUCGCAGAUUUCUGGCCCAAUAAAAAUUCCAGAUUUAAGCUAAGCAUCAUGUUUUAUUGCUUCAAAUUUCUCUUUCAGAUUCUGGAAACCAUUGUUAAUUAUGAUCCAUUGCUAUUAAAAAAUGCUUCCCAUGGGGCCCAGAUUAAUGUGAAGUGGUGGAAAGUUCAUUUUCAAUAGAUCAUCCAAUGAUAUGUAUUGUAAGAGGCCACUGUUUCACUUUGUAAUGCUGUUCCACAAGCAAAAAAGUUCAUAUGAUUUGUGUACCCCAGAUGAAAUCCUAGAAGAAGUUCUACCACUUUCAGGUCAGCACAGGUGUGUCAAUUGUGUUCUGAGCCAAUGAUCACCUUUUAAAAUGAAUUUCACAUGUCUCUUUGAGGCCUCAGCAUGAGUUAAAUGAGUUAUAUGUUAUAGGAACAUACGAUUUUUCGUUACCAUUGUGCAACAACACAGCUUUCAAACUCCAGUCUCCACUGAUCAGGAAGAUAUUCGCAACCUAGUUAAAGCAAUAGACUGUUCACAUCAGUACUGAAAGAGAUAUUAUUGUCUAGUUUAUAGUUUGUAUAUAUAAUAAUACCUGUACUAUAUAUACAUUUCUUGAAUGCUUGCAUAACUUAAAAUCUAGACGAUCUAGGCAGAUUCUGACUUCACAUUUGGGAUCAUUGCGUUUAAAUCCAUAUAACCCAUAUGUUUUACUUUCAGUAACAAUAUCUUUGUUGACCAGUGCAAUAUUGUGGAAUUAUUUUUCUAUUAAAUAUUUAUUUUUAUAGAUAAUUCUAUUAAAUAUCUAUUUUAUUUAUGUCCCAAAUCAUUUGAAAGUAAUUCAUGAUGCCUUUUACGUAUUUUGGAAAAUAAAAUGAAAUUAAAGUUUGCUUUGGCCAUGACAGCUCAACAGUGAAAAUGAUCUACUGGUUGGGACAUUAAAAUAAUAAAAUAUUGUACUCUCUUCUUAGAUGUCUCAGGCCACGAGUUUCAACCUAAUCGUGGCACUAUAAUGCCCCCUGGCCUUUUAAUGCCGCCUGGCGAUUCAAAGGUGGGUAAAGAUAGCUGUCUUUUGGCAGUGCUGAUAUAUGGCUGUCUUUUAAGUGACAGUGCUGAUACAUGGCUAAUCUUUUAUGUGGCUUUGCAGAUACUCGUCUUUCUUUUAUGUGGCAGUGCCGAUACAUGACUGCCUUUUAAGAGGCAUUUGAGAUACAUGGCAGUCUUUAAAUUUAAAGUGACGAUGGUGAUACAUAAUAAUCUUUUAUGUAACAUUCUUGAUACGUAGCUGUCUGUAAAGUUGAUACUGAUAAAAUAUUAUAUAAUUAUAACAACAUUUUUUUUAAAAGUGCACCGUUUUUCAUGAUUUGCUCAAUAUAUUUUGAGGAUUUACAUCAGCGGUUACUCGGCUAGCAACAGUGCCAAGUUUAUUGCUUAUUUGUUCCUGAAAAUGUGUCUUUGUGUUGUUUGAUGAAAUAAAAAAACAAAAUUUCUAACACGACCCACAGUAGCAAAGCUUUUAAUCCAUUGAUUUUUGCGAAAUUCUGCCGAUGAUAAUUUCUCAGACUUUGUUGAUAAAUUUUAUGCCUUUUCUAAUUUUACAUUAUAUUUUUCUGUAAUUUAAGGAGCUAGUUGUGAUGUUGAACCCAACUCAGAAAGAAAUUAAUAUGUGUGGCUGUGGCCGAGCCCUUGUAGCAGUCUUGGAGUUAAUGUAUGGGGAUGAAGUCAACAGACAGCUUUUCAUUGCGUGAGUACAUUCACUAUCUUGGGCAUUUUAAUUAAAAAUCAAAAAUUUAAUCUGUUCAGUUCUUUCACGGUUUAAAUAUUUAAGAUUUCUGUGGUUUUAUGCUACGCUUAAAUAUUGGCUAUGAUGUUCUGUAUUUUUAAAUAUUAAACUACUAAAUUUUAUGUGAUGUUCAAAUGAUGCUUUUGAGGUUUAUCCGCAAUUUAAUUGUAAGAAAUUAUUUUUAACCCAAGCCAACCAGGGAAAGCUCCAAAACAUUUUUUGGACAAAUUUGAUAUUCCAAUGAUGUCGAGCCACAAAGAGUUAUUCAACAUAGAAAGUGAGUUUUAAUUAAUUACCUUUUGAUGUAUGCCAAUUAUUAUUAGAUAUAUUUCAUAUGUUAGAUGUUUAUCAUAUGAGAAGCUGAGCAGUGCCAUGAGAACCAGCGUGGGCAAAGUAUGUAUGCAUCGGACUCGACACACAAGUACCCCACACAUACUAUUUUAAAGAUUUACUCCCCCAAUCUGCUAUGCUCGACAAAUCAAUUCAGGGCACGUGGACCAAACAUAAACUUUUAAAAGUUACUUGGAAAAUCCAUCCAAAAAAAAAGAUGUGCAGCACACCUGUGGUUUAGAUGCCCCCCCCCCCCCUUCAAAAAAAAAACCCCUGGUUUUAUAAAAGCUCGACAAAUCAAUUCAGGGCACGUGGACCAAACAUAAACUUUUAAAAGUUACUUGGAAAAUCCAUCCAAAAAAAAAGAUGUGCAGCACACCUGUGGUUUAGAUGCCCCCCCCCCCCCUUACAACAAAAAAGCCCUGGUUGUAUAAAGAUAUUAUAAUUUGCUGCAAGAUAAAUAACUGCAGAUUGUAAAAAGUUUAGGUGAUUGGCUGUGUAUAUUUUAUAUGAAAAGAUUAUGUUAGCCCUCAAAGCAGCUUGUGACUUAUAUUGACUGCAAGAACAUCUGGCACAGACUGAAAAUAUAAUUAAAGAAUUUUUAUCUUUUCCAGUGAAAAAUAUUCAAAGCCAUGGGGAUAAUUACUCCCUGUUGAAGAAGUCUACAUCAAAAUUAAGCAUUGGUGUUUAUGGAAUGUCCAUGAAGGCCAAGCAUCCAGGUUCACCAACACUGGCUACCAAACUUACAGCUUCUCCUGUCGUUAGGUUUGUCUUUAAUACUUUUAAACAAAUAAAAAAUAAUAAUUCAUGGAAAAAAAAAUGUAAACAAAAAUUAAAAAAUUAACAUUUGGUCAUCACGAAGAGUCAAGUCUCUUUGACAAUAUUUUUUAGCUCUUACUUAGUGAGUCAUUAACUAGUUCAACUGGAUUGUUUUGCAUAAAAAAAUCACUUCAGUGAAAAAAAAAAGGAAGUGAAAUCAUCAAAGCAUAAAACAUUACUUUCAAAUAUUAAAGAAUCAUUACAAGGGUACUUUUUAGAUUAUUUAUUUUUAAAGACAAAUCAAUUUUUGUAUGCUUCAGCUUAUAUUUAAUAGACCAAAUUCAUUUACAUCUAUCAGGUAAAUUCCAUAGACUAAAUUCAUUUACAUCUAUCAGGUAUAUUCCAUGGACAAAAUUCAUUUGUAUCCAUCAGGUCACCAGCAUACCCCUCCCGACCCGUCCUGACACAAGUCAACUCAAAUAUAAGUCAAGCAGAUAAGAAUAAAGAUGAAUGGAUCGUAGCUCCCAGUGAGAUUCAUCUGAAUGGUUGGUUCAGUCUGUAUAGAUGUAAUCCUUUUUAUCAACAUCUCUUAGGAUAAGGGUGUUUUUAUUGGCCGGUGAGACUGUUGGCAGCUAAAUUUUGUUAAUUCUAAGCAACAGUUACCUGAGCCAUCAAAGGCAGUUAAUUUUGUUAAUUCUAUGCAAGUUAGCUGAGCCAUCAAAGGCAGCUAAUUUUGUUAAUUCUAUACAAAAGUUAAGUGAGCCAGUUAGCUGAGCCAUAAGGGGCAGUUAAUUUUGUUAAAUCAUCGACACUAUUAGUGACUAGUCAGAUUUGUUAAUGUUUCUUAUUGGUCCCAUUUGUUUAUAUUUUAGUUGGAGACACUUCAUCUAAGGACACUGUUCAGGUCAUCAAUUUUUCUUCAAAUGAGAUCUCGUAAGGAUUCUUCAUAACAUAUUAGCUUAUAAUGAAUCAGUUAUCUUAGAAGCAAUUGUGAAUCUGUGUAUUUCUUUUUUUUUUUCUUUUUUAAAAGUUUUAUAUUUUACCUUAAAAAAAAAGAAAUAUCCACCAGAAGUUUGGAGCUGUAACUGCAUCUUUCACUUAUACCACUUAUAGGUUCCCCCAAAAAUUGUACAUUGUUAUUAGAAAUUGGUUUGACAGAAAAAUGAUUGACAGACGUUUGGAAGAAUGGAAGUCAAGUCAAAUUAAAAACUUUUGUUGUUGUUGUUAAGUCUUAGAGGUGAGAGUAAGAAAUGGGAAAGAUUUGUUCAAAAGGAAAUUGUUUGAAGUAAGAAAUAGAAAAAACAACACAAUGUUGCUAAGGCUAAGAGGUGUGAGUGAGAAAUGGGGAGAUUUGCUCUCACGGAAUAGUGAUCGAAUAGUAAAAAUACAAAACAUACCGUGGUCUGUACAGUUGGCCUUGUAUGAUCAAUGACGAGUACUAAAAUAUAAAUAAAAACUAGUACUUUAGUUGAUGGCUACAUGUACCGGUACAGAAAGAAAGAGAAGCAGCUUGAUGUACAAUUUUUUGGAAACGCGAAAACGUCAAAGACUGUUUGUUAGCAUGACGAAUUGUGGCCUAACUGCUCAUAAAGCAUCUAAUAGCUCCAAAAUUGAGUAAAUAAUGAACAGGACUGAGAUUGACAUUACACAGAAAAAUUCAACCUAGUUUCAGUUCUACCGAAUUUCAGUUUGAGCAAAAUUCUGUCAAUCAAUUUUCCAUCUAACAAAUUUCUUUCAAACAAAUUUCCAGAUUCAGGACAUAACAUGGCAGAGGCAUCAUAAAAAUAUUUGUAAGGAUUUGGGCUCACAGUGAAUUAGGUUGUAUAUGCUUAUUAAGGUGUGACCAAAUAUUCAGUGUUAGUUUAGCAGAGCUGAAUUCCUAACCACCAUCCAAGUGUUCUUGUGUUGAUGUAAUGUUACUGUUUCUCGCUGAGCCACAUAUGACCCCACCUCAUGAAAUGAUUUAACUUGGUGAAUGGGAUCAGGGUCACCCAAUUGCCAGGCCAGGGGUGGAUUGGUCUACUCUUAUUUAGCAGGCCAGAUAUUUAUAACAACGCUCAGGUCUAGUUGGUCAGUUGGAGAGAUGCCGGAGACAUGCAACAAUGCUCAUAUCUAGUUGGUUAGUUGGAGAGAUGCUGGACAUAAACAACAAUGAUCAGGUCUAGUUGGUCAGUUGGAGAGAUGCCGGACAUAUACAACAAUGCUCAGGUCUAGUUAGUCAGUUGGACACAAUAAACAUGUUGUUACUGAGCAGAGAGCCCCUGUGACCAAGAAUACAUCUGAUGUUAAAUGUGCAAAGUAAAGUGAUGAAUAGACCCAACUGACCUGGGACCAAGAAUACAUCUGAUGUUAAAUGUGCAAAGUAAACUGAUAGAUAGACCCAACUGACCUGGUACCAAGAAUACAUCUGAUGUUAAAUGUGCAAAGUAAAGUGAUGAACAGACCCAACUGACCUGUGACCAAGAAUACAUCUGAUGUUAAAUGUGCAAAGUAAAGUUAUGAAUAGACCCAACUGACCUGUGACCAAGAACACAUCUGAUGUUAAAUGUGCAAAGUAAAGUGAUGGAUAGACCCAACUGACCUUUUCUUCCUUUGAUUCUCUGAGGCAUUUUUUUGUUUCCUCAGGUUUUCUGUAGACUGUGAUGAAAAUAUUUCUGUGAUGCCAAAGGUUGGCACGGUGCAGUCCAAGUAGGUCCAUGAACAUUCAAGUUUUCGUUAAUUAGCUUUUUAUUUUUUAAAAAUAUAUUUAUAUAAUUUUUGAAAAUCUUUUUGGUCUGCAUGUAAAUUGGAAAAGGACUUUAGAACUGUGAUUUUUUUAAUGUUCAAAUUUCAAACAAAUGUACCGUAUUUUCCGGCGUAUAAGACGACCCCCUAUUUUCCUUUUAAAAUCUAGGGUUUGGUUGUACACCAGCUCAUAAGACGACCCCCGGCAUAUAAGAUGACCCCCAACGUUUGAAAAGAUUUUCAUAGGUUAAAAAGUCGUCUUAUACGCCGGAAAAUACGGUAAGGACUUGAUAAUCUUAGUCAAUUUUUCUAUGUAUUUCUUCAGGGCCACAACAAUGCUGAACAUAAGUCCCAACCUUUCUCAUCCAGGCUUUAAAGAGAGUGCCAGCUUGUAUGGACUAGUUCGUGUGCACAGUCAGAAUCAAAUUAAGGUCAGUUGGUCGGUUGCAAUGGUAAUAACCUUGAGACUGAUGUUAAGUUGCAAAGUUACCCUUACCAUGUAGCAGCCCAAACACUUGUUUUCUUGGUGGUGUGAGACCGCACCAAUAACGACUAAACAUGUUUAUAUUUUUGUUGCUUUUGGGCUUCCCCACAUUACUUGCACUAGCACAAUGCUAGAACUGUAUCAUAUUGAAUAUAACACAGUGUUAGAGCUGUAUAACAUUGAAUAUAACACGAUGCUAGAAUUGUAUAAUAUCAUUGAAUAUAACAUAAUGCUAGAACUGUAAAAUAUCAUUGAAUAUAACAGUAUUAUUAAAUACUAUAAUUAUUAAAUAUUAUAAUUAAAAAUGUCAGUAUUAUUCUUUAAUUAAAAGAAUGCCUAUAUUCUUGAGAAAUUAAAUAAAAAAUGUGUUACCUGAGAGAGGUUAGUUCUGCGUUAAAUUUACUUGUUCUUACACAUCUUAAUUUUCUGGAACUUAAUAAAAAUCAAAUUAUAGAUACUGUAACGAUAUUAUGGAGUGAUGAUGUUACUUGUAAAAUAUAGUUGUAGUAUUAACUAUUCACGUUCACAAGCACAUUCACAAAAGUCUGUUGUUUAAGCAUCACAAGAAACAUUUAUUAGAUAUAAUUACACCACAUGAAAUGCAUCUCUGAAAUUGGAGUAAAAUAUAAUUGACGUUGUCUAUUUACUUCACAUAAUUAAUAUGAUUCUUACACAGAUCUAUUGACUGAAUAAUCCAAUGCUAUAAGAUUCACAAAACCGAUUUUACGUCCAUGAUUGUUCAUCCUCUCUGUGCAUCACCUAUCAUAAUUAACUUCCUGUUCCUUCUAACUUAUAAAAACAAUACAUUAUUCUGAAACAAAAAUAUUAUCUAAAUAUUUGAUCUAUGACAGAUACUUAACUAUCUUUCAACAGUACAUCAAAGUAUAUGUCACGCAUAAGCCAGUGAGGCUAAGUCAAGCUGCUACAGAAAAGCAUAUUUCAACAAGUAAACAAGUGACAACAUCAUUUGCCGCACCGUCCGUUGCAUUGCCCAGUUACCCAGUUGAGUAUCCCUCCAAACUAUCUGCCGACAAAGUCUCGGCCAGACCACUAGGAGCAAUAAACCCACCACAGCCCACCACAGCCCAUCGACAGACAGAUAGAUCUUUUGCCGUAAUUCAAGCUUCUGAU